ACUAGCCCUACACUAUAAACCUACCUUUCCUAUAGCUAUUGCAUACUACCUUUGGUACGUGUAGAAAGACGAAUUACUUUAAAAGUACUGUACGUUAAAAGCAAAGAAGUAACAGUCGUCGCGUCGAUUUUAUAUCCGUAGCAUUAAAAAAUGACAGAUCAUGAACACAACUUUAAUUUCUUCAUGUUGGUAAAAGUUAAUUUGACAUUUGACAUCAAAAUUGAAAGAAGCGCCAUUGAGUUGCAGGCGAUUUUUCUUUAAAAAGUCAAAAGAAAAUGCAUUGUACUCGUCAAAAUAGCUUUGAUUGCGUAGUUCUAUUAAUUCUUCAUUAUUUAAAAGUGUUUUAGACUUAAUUAUACGUGCUGUUUUAUUAGAUAACAUUGUUAUUUCAUUUGCUAAAUUUGUUUUCAACCGUGGCGACUUUUACAAUGUACUCUUGGAGGGAUUUGACAAGCUAAAAUGGCGGCGUCUUUUAAACUUAAAAAUGUUUUGAGUUUUUCGCCAUUUAAGUGAAGUAAUUUUAUGCAUCAAGUGUGUUUAAAUAAUUGAGUGAAGUGCGAAGUAUAAACUUUUCAAAAUGGAUCACAAUUUGGAAGAUUCCUUGAAUCUUGACAGUGCUAUGGGAAUGGACUUUGAGAACGUGGGUGAUGUGGUGGUGAGCCAGGCGGACAUCAGCCUGGACGCCAGCGCGUGCGGCGACGGCGGCAUGCAAAUGGAGUUCCAGCACAUGGAGGAGCAGUCGGUGUUGAUGGACACCGGACACGAGGAAAUCAUUGAUUUCAUGGGUGAUCAGUUUGCUCUUCAAGAAUACUCAGUGCAGGAUGACCAGACUACGUCAGCUACUACCACAGAAGAAUCUAAUCAAAAUAUUCUAACACAAUCUGAUCCUCUGCUGGACUUACAGUUUGAAACACAAACUGUGGCACCAAUGAAACAAGCCCAACCAAAAUUCAUCCCAUUGAAGCAGGCGGCAGGCUUACGCGCGUCUUCUAGCGAAGCUAGCCCGAUCAGCGCGGGCGCGGUGGCGGCGCCGCGCGCGGUGGCCAUCGCGCCCAAGCCGGCGCGCGCCGUGGCCAUCGCGCCGCGCCCCGUGGCGCUCGUUUCCAACAAGAGCUUGGUCAAGAAGCUGCCGCUGGCCGGCGUCAUCAACGCCGGCACCCGCGGCAACACCGUGCUGGGUAUGACUCAUUAGCGUUUGGCCCGGUUUC
This is a messenger RNA of Ostrinia nubilalis (European corn borer), 1208 nucleotides long. RefSeq lists its product as uncharacterized. The transcript is spliced from 5 exons. Lineage: Eukaryota; Metazoa; Arthropoda; Insecta; Lepidoptera; Crambidae. The coding region runs from base 578 to 1192 and encodes 204 amino acids. The record is from RefSeq and is a predicted model, not a curated record.